This is a messenger RNA of Protomyces lactucae-debilis, 707 nucleotides long. RefSeq lists its product as uncharacterized. NCBI's taxonomy places the organism in Eukaryota, Fungi, Ascomycota, Taphrinomycetes, Taphrinales, Protomycetaceae. Bases 6 to 707 code for a protein of 233 amino acids. The record is from RefSeq and is a predicted model, not a curated record. The transcript is spliced from 2 exons.
UCAUCAUGUCGCAGCCAGAGCGCAGACACAUGUUUCAGGGCAACUUGUCCCAUAGCAUGCGCGAAAACUAUUCCUUCGGCGUAGACAAGUACUACGAAGCAGUCGCACUCACCUAUCGCAAUCCAAGCUAUGGCGCAAUCAGAACGAUGCUAUGGAACGCACUCACUCAAUUCUAUGCGCGAGAAAAGCCAACUCCCUUUAAAGUUCUUGAUUUGGCAGCCGGUGCAGGAGAAGCGUCGACGGUCUUGCUUGAAUGGUUCACAGCGUGUCAGCAACGCAAGGGAAGUCGAAGGCUCACAGUGACGCCGAUUGAUCCGACACUAUCACCGCCUGAGAUUGUAGCGACGGAUGCAUUUACAGAGCCGGCAUUCAGAGAAGCGCAUCCCACCAUUCCCUUUCAUGCACUCAACUUUCAACAAACUGGGGAGAUUCCCGAGAGUGGCUUUGAUCUAUGCAUCAUAUCAUUUGCAUUGCAUCUCGUUGCGACGUCCAGUGAACUCUGGACAUGUCUUGAUGCAUUGUCACGAAAGUGCCGGUGGUUGCUCAUUAUAUCACCGCAUAAGAAACCAGACAUCAAGAAUCACGUUUGGGGAUGGAGCCGAUGGGACAUGGCAACGUGGGAGCAAGAUGCUGGUGAUGCAAGUGAAGUGGUACAAGAACGUGUUCGUGGGAGAUGGUACAAGAGUAAUCACAGAGGUGACUAUUAA